Aspergillus chevalieri is the source of this 474-nucleotide messenger RNA. RefSeq lists its product as uncharacterized. Lineage: Eukaryota; Fungi; Ascomycota; Eurotiomycetes; Eurotiales; Aspergillaceae. The record is from RefSeq and is a predicted model, not a curated record. Bases 1 to 474 code for a protein of 157 amino acids. The transcript is spliced from 2 exons.
AUGUCUACAAUUCUUCUCUUUUGCACUGCCCAGAUGCCUGCAAGGGUAAUCAAUUGCCUAAUGACUGACUAUGCUCUCCCAGAACAAGCAGCCAACAUCUUCAGUCUUGUCCGUGAUCCAUCCCAAGAAAUCUUGGAUGAAUGGCAGAGCGACCCGCCCAUUCCUGAUUUCACCAUAGGUUUUAAAGGUGCUUCUGACGCCGAAAUUCGCUGUUACGCACGCAAUCUCCUAGAAGACCUCACAAGCCACCAUGCAAGCAGUCUAAGUACUAGGUGGAUUGCUGUCCUGGAUGACAAAUCUCCUACUGAAGACACAGUAGUCAUACAUCAUAACAUGCGAAAAUCAUCGUGGGUGGAGCUGUUGGAAGAGAGGGAGGAGGAGGUGUUUAUCCCUGGGCAGGCGGAAGUAAAUGAGGCCGAUGACUCGAUUUGGUGGAAAUGGCGGAUUCCAUGCAAAUCUACGUUCAAUAUCUAG